Pseudophryne corroboree (corroboree frog) is the source of this 2274-nucleotide messenger RNA. RefSeq names its product inhibitor of nuclear factor kappa B kinase subunit epsilon (gene IKBKE). Bases 139 to 2274 code for a protein of 711 amino acids. Gene Ontology annotation, molecular function: protein serine/threonine kinase activity; ATP binding. The record is from RefSeq and is a predicted model, not a curated record. Gene Ontology annotation, biological process: peptidyl-serine phosphorylation. NCBI's taxonomy places the organism in Eukaryota, Metazoa, Chordata, Amphibia, Anura, Myobatrachidae. Gene Ontology annotation, cellular component: cytoplasm. The transcript is spliced from 20 exons.
GGCAGGGACACAGGGAAAGAGACUAGAGGGGCUGACACAGCUGUUGCAUGGGAUUCUCUGUAUACACUAUUUGUCUAUACUGUACCUCUCCUAUAUCAUCAACAGAUACUGAUAGAGGAGAGUGCAUUACAUAAGAAGAUGCAGAGCACCCCAAAUUAUCUGUGGGAGUUGGAUGAUAAAUUAGGACAAGGGGCCACUGCCACUGUAUACAAGGCACGGAAUAAGAAGUCUGGAGAGGAAGUGGCAGUCAAGGUGUUUAAUAACUCAAGUUACCUCCGGCCUUACGAGGUGCAGAUGAGAGAGUUUGAGAUGCUGGGGAAACUCAACCACAUCAACAUUGUCAAGCUGUUUGCAGUGGAGGAAACUGGCAGCACUAAGCAGAAGGUGCUGAUCAUGGAGUACUGUGCUAGUGGGAGUUUGCUCUCUGUCUUGGAAGAGCCAGAGAAUGCUUUUGGCCUGUCUGAGUCAGAGUUUCUGAUCGUGGUCCAGUGUGUAGUUGCAGGGAUGAACCACCUACGUGAGAAUGAUAUCGUGCACAGGGACAUCAAACCUGGUAACAUUAUGCGUUUGAUAGGAGAAGAUGGGCGCAGCAUUUACAAACUGACAGACUUUGGUGCAGCUCGACAACUUCAAGAUGAUGAGAAAUUCAUGUCUAUUUAUGGAACAGAGGAAUAUUUGCAUCCUGAUAUGUACGAAAGAGCAGUCCUGAAAAAAUGCCACCAGAAGGCUUACGGCGUCACUGUUGACCUGUGGAGUAUUGGGGUGACCUUUUAUCAUGCUGCCUGUGGAAGCCUGCCCUUCAUCCCGUUUGGUGGACCAAGAAAUAACAAGGAGAUUAUGCACAGAAUAACGACUGAGAAGCCACAAGGAGCCAUUGCCGGAGUGCAGAGGAAAGAGCGAGGUCCCAUUGAGUGGAUUUAUGAUUUCCCAGUUAACUGCCGCCUUUCUGAAGGAUUGAAGACCCAGCUGAAAUCCAUCCUUCCAAAUAUCCUCGAAGCUGACCAGGACAAAUGUUGGGGCUUUGAUCAGUUCUUUGCUGAGACCAACAACAUGCUGGAGAGGAUGGCCAUCCAAGUGUUCUCUUUGCCCCAUGCCCGGAUGCUGAAGAUUUACUUACACCAUUAUAAUUCUGUGGGUAUAUUUAUGGAAACUGUCGCCAAACAAACUGGAGUUGUGUCAGAGAGACAGACCUAUUUCUGUGAGGGACAUCCCUACCCUAUCAGUCCAACAUGGCAGGUGCAGCAUCUUUCUAAGACAACAGAACAGUACCCACUUAUUUUAGUAGUUUGCGAGAGCGAGGGUCCAAUGGGAGUCGCCUACAAAGACCCUGCUUUGGACUUCCCCAGGUUCCUGCACUCAGUUGAAGUUUCUGUUGACUGCUCUGUCGCAAAAAACGUUGUUAGUGCUGUAUACCAGACAUUACGAGUUACGCAGUCACUGCUGACAUGCCAAGAGUUUAUACUCCGGGGGACAUAUUGGCUCAUUGAAAGCUUGAAAGCAGAAUGCAGCAGGAUCUAUGAGAAGAAAUCAGCAGUGAUGUCUUACUUUAACUGCCUUGUCAGCACUGAAAACAGAAACACAAGACUGUACAAUGCUUUAUAUAAAUUGACCCCAGAUAUCAGGGAGAUGCAAGAGCAAGGGGAAUUUCACAGGAAGCUACAGACUAUAAAUACUGCUCUGGCCAGUUGUUCGCUCAGUUCAGAGAAAGAGAGCAUGCUGGGAUUCAUGCUGUUGGAUGCAUCAAAGGACCAGGAUUGUAUUCGAGUGGACACAAGUAUUAGCAGGAUGGAACAAUGUCUACAAAAAAUGCAGCUGAUCUUCAAACAUUUUAAGGAGAGAAAAAAACAGCCAAAGCUUUCACACAACGAAGAGCAAAUCCAUAAAUUGGAUAAAAUCAAUUUAGCAAACCUGGCCAAGAAAGUUCUAACUAUAUUUCAAGAUGAGGUUGUGCAAAUAUAUCAAGCAGCUCUCUCAGGACACAGUGGCAGGAUGAGGACAAUCUCUGAGAUCCAGAACCACUUAGGACUGCUAAACGAAGACUUGGCAGACUGUGUUCGGGAGCUUCGGAGUUUCGAGGAGUCUGCUAAUAGACCCAUCAACAGAUUGUCUCAAAGAAUGCAGCAACUGUGUUUAGUGCAUUCAAAUCACAGCCCCAUUACCUCAUUUCACAGUCCAACGCAGGAGGAUCUAACACUUAGGAUGCUAAAGCUACGAGAUCAAAUGAAGAGUGUGUCUUAUGAAUUAGAGAAAAACAACAGUAUUAUAGAGAGGUAA